This is a messenger RNA of Periconia digitata, 568 nucleotides long. NCBI's taxonomy places the organism in Eukaryota, Fungi, Ascomycota, Dothideomycetes, Pleosporales, Periconiaceae. The record is from the annotation of a GenBank genome assembly.
UAUGACGCGUCGGGCCGCUCAAGUCGCUUUGAAAGAAGCAGGCGUCACCCCAAAAGACAUCAAAGUCUGCGAACUCCACGACUGUUUUUCCGCCAACGAAUUGAUUCUACUUGAAGGGUUGGGAUUCAGCGAGCCGGGAAAAGCCCAUCAUAUGGUGCGGAACGGUGAUAUCACAUAUGGUGGAAAAGGCCCAAUCGUGAACCCGUCCGGUGGUCUGAUCAGCAAAGGUCAUCCAUUAGGGGCAACAGGUCUCGCACAAUGCGCAGAGCUGACCUGGCAGCUCAGAGGGUGGGCCAAUAACAGAUUGGCUGAAGGCAGUGAUGUCGCGCUUCAACACAAUCUUGGACUCGGCGGCGCAGUGGUAGUGACGGUGUAUAAACGCGCAGACGGAGCAAAGAACCAGAAAGCCAGCGAUGAGGAGGUGAAGCAGAGCAGCCAGUUCGACUAUAACCCGGCAGUUGAAGCUCGUUAUGUGAGCAAAGAAGACGGCGAUAAGGUUAGGUCGAAGACGGUGAGAAGUGAGUAUGCGCUUGGUGACACAUUAGAGAAGAUUCAAAGCAGACUGUAA